CUCUAACAAACAGCUGGGUCCCUUCUCACCACAACGCGGUGUCACUGCGUGCUUCGUGCGGCACCAACUGUCAGCUCGCUGCCGCUCUCUGAGGGGCCGCAACCGCUCUCGGACCGGGCCACCUGCCCUGCGGGACACUUGGCUUUUAACGUCCUGCCUUUUAUUGUCGUCUUCGGGAACCGGUUUGAGCAGAUAGGAUCGGUCACUGACAGGACUGCUCUUCUCAGUUUUCCAUCCAAGCAUGAAGUAAAGUCAAGUUAAAUGUUCAGAAAAAGGAAGGGUGGCUGUAAAUUGCUUUGAAUGUUGUAGCCGAAAUUCGAGGAAAUUAUUGAUACUGGGAAAAGUGCAGUGAAGAUGAGCGGAGGAGAAAUCAUUCAUGAAGGUUGGCUGAGAAAGUCUCCACCGGAGAAGAAAUUGAGACGCUACGCAUGGAAGAAACGCUGGUUCAUUCUGCGUAGUGGGCGAAUGAGUGGCGACCCUGAUGUUUUGGAGUACUACAAAAACAAUCACUCAAAGAAGCCGAUUCGUGUCAUAGAUCUUCAGUGCUGUGAGCAAGUGGAUGCUGGGUUGACAUUCAAUAGAAAAGAAUUUCAAGACAGCUUUGUCUUUGACAUAAAGACCUCUGACCGCACUUUCUACUUGGUGGCUGAGACUGAAGAUGAGAUGAAUAAAUGGGUCCGCUGCAUAUGUCAGAUCUGUGGCUUCAAUCAGUCUGAGGAAAACCACGAUGCUGUUAGAUCUGUGACAACUUUAAGCCAUGGCCCACGCUCGAUGCCAGCGGAUAUGAUGGCCUCUCCUGUGUCACAUUUUGGAGAACGGAAGUCUUCCGCACCUUCCCAUUCCAGUCAGCCUGUCCUGUUCACGUUUGAGACGCCCAUUCGCCAUUCACAGCCCUCACUCUCUAGCAGUGCACCCCAAGACUAUCUUUUUCUACAUCAGUGCAUUAGUAGAAAAAAUGAGAACUCACGAAGCGCCAGCUUUUCUCAAACUACUCGCUCUUCUCUUAUGACUGGCAGUGACUCAGCAGUUCAGAAGCUUUCUCAUGGGCUAAAUGGGAUGGGUCCACAGUUGCAAGGCUUUUAUAGCUUACCAAAGCCCAGCAAACAUCAGAACUCCUCUCCAGCAGAUCAGCAGCCAUAUGGUGUUUAUGAUUUCCCUCGGACCUUUGUUUCAGAGGGCCACGUUCGUGGCAGCUUGCCAGAGCUGGAGUUGGAAGAUGAAGAACUGUACUCCUUCAAGACUCCUGGCAAUGUCUUGGCAAAGCAGCAGAAUGAGAGACCCAAUGACAAUUAUGACUUGCCCACAACACCGGGUUCCUUUUACAAAAUCCCUAAUAUGUUUCCAUUUGACAAGAAUCAUAAUACACUUUCAGUGGGGAGUGGAGAUUCAUCUGGAACCCCACCUCCUCGACCACCCAAACCCAGCCAAAUUUCUGAGCAGAAGUGGGGUAGUCCACCAUCAUUUGUUACUCAGAAUGGGGAGUCUUCCUCUGGGACUACUAUCUCUAGAAGAAACACUCUUCCUGCAGUAGAAAAUAUUCGGCUUCUUCGAGCAUCUUCAUUUGAGACCAAUGACCAUUCCCGUCAUCUGGUUAUCAACAACAGUGGUCCAUCUAUUGAGUCUGUUAAUGAUAGUUGCAGUUCUUACCUUAGAGCAAAAGGUCCUGUUGCUCGUUCAGACAGUGGUGACUCUGAAGAUAACUAUGUCCCAAUGAACCCAGGCUCUUCUUCCUCCCCAUUUAAUGCCUCGUCAGACAACCCAAACAAUGUCUAUAUUCCAAUGAGUCCUGGUCCACAUCAUUUUGAUUUUCCGGGGUUUUCUGCAACUUUGCCUGCUCGGAAAGGAAGCACCACCUCUUUGUGCCUUCGACCUGGACGGCUGAGUGAUAUAACACCACCACCUGUCAAUCGUAACCUCAAGCCUGACAGAAAAUCAAAGCCAACUCCUCUGGAUUUAAGGAACAGCUCCGUCAUCGAUGAACUUCCAUUUAAGUCUCCUGUUACAAAGUCCUGGUCCAGACCUAUACCAGCCACAAAUUCAAUGUCCUCGCAGCACUGUCGGCCUGUAUCAACCCAGAGCAUCACCAGUACUGAUUCUGCAGACAGCGAAGAUAACUAUGUAGCAAUGCGAAAUCCAGCUUCUUCCUCGCCAGCAACUAGUGGUACAAACAGCCCUGCUCUUCGGAAGUGUGGCAAUGUUGAUUACUUGGCUCUGGAUUUUCAUCCAAGCUCUCCAGGUCCACACAGAAAGCCCUCCACGUCUUCAGUCACAUCAGAUGAAAAAGUGGACUACGUGCAAGUUGACAAGGAGAAAACUCAAGCGCUUCAGAAUACCAUGCUGGAAUGGACUGACAACCGCCAGUCUUCAGAGCCCACUAAGGCAGUUAAGUCUUGAUAAAGCAAUGCUCCCAGGAAGACUGCUGUAUCCUGCUUCCCAACACUGUUUUGGAUGUCAUCUAUGUAAUUCAUUUAAAAAAAAAAAAUUGCAAAAAUGGAAUAGUAGCCGAGCCCUUCAGCAUCAGCAGCAUAUCACCUUGUAAGGCACACAAGAAAGGGAAGAACAGUUGAAAUCACAAGACUCCAGGGAGCAUGAAGUGGGACUCCAUAAGUUCAACAAAAGGACCACAAUAAUGAGAUUUCAGAAAGACAACUUGAAAAAUUACACAAAGUUCAAGAGUGGAAACAAUAAGCCCCAAUGCUUUAUAUUUAUCGAUAUUUGUGUAUGUGUGCGUUAGUGUGCGCGUUGUAUGUGCCAGGUAACCCAAUCUAGAUGUACAGUUGUGUUUUACAGAAUUCAGAAGCAACACGUUGAGAUCAGAUUGACUUGUCAUUGCUGGGUACGCGUUGCUAGUCUACUGCAUUCAUUGAAAGCCCAUACUGUAUAAAAAGCUCAUCAUAGUACUCAUUUAGAUACUGCUUUUAAAGAAGGAAACUCUGAUGCCAUUAGCAUGUGUGAAGUGUAGUCUUAGUAAUACCAGAUUUGGAUUAAGGUUGUUUUGGAUCAUCCCUUCUUUGUUCCCUUUCUAGUAUUUGGGACUCACUGAUGCAGAGGAGGAUUGUGUGGAGGUAGCAUACAUGGCUUAGUAAACAAAAUCAACAGAAAACAGUUCAGAAAAAUAAUACAAGAAGUUGAGAUGAAAUAAUAAUUGCAAUGGCAAAACUCAUUUAGAAAGUAACAAACUGACUGAUCAAAUAAUUGUCAGCAACAGAAGCACUCUUAUAUUAAACAAUACAAUCAAGACUAGCUGACUGUGAAUGCUCACCUAGUGUCUGACUGCAUAUGCAAUACGCAUGACAAAAAGUAACAAAACAACACACAACAAGACUGCCUUUACAGAAGGUGACAUAAGGGCAUGUUUAAGCGAGGAUAAGAAACAGCCAGCUGCCUCUUCCUCAGUCUUCCUCCUCCCUGCAGUCUUACAAGCAUCCUGGAGCAGCCAAUGCUGUUGCUGCCUUUAUCUCAAUAAUCAGGAGUAGUCACUUGACUUGCUGUCUCCUUGCAUGGUCCUCCCUCUAGGUUGCCAAAGGGAUUCUGCACAAGCAAGUGAAUCUAAGAUGCACUUUUGAGCCUAGGACACAUUAUCAAUCCUACACUCAAGAGCAGCUGACUGUAACUGAAGUGUCUGAUCCUCACAAUGAGGUCCUCCUAGGUAUGCCUUCAUCUUAGCAGUUACUGCCUUAUCUGAAGUGCACACUUUUCUGGGCUCAUUUUCUUCAUGGUCACAGCCUGACUGCACCAGAAUAUGACAAGCAGCCUGCUCACGUGUUAAUUCAAUAUCAGACCCAAAAAUAGAAUAAAGCAGAAAAAAUGAAGAACAAAGGCCUGGGGAAUAAAAUCCCCAUGUUUCCUACUGCACCACAUUCCCAAAGGCUGCAGAGGUGCAGAAAGACCAACUGUCACAGUAGUGCCCUUUGAUAUCGCUGCAGGGAGUAGUAAAGCUUAGUUUCCAUACCCACUAACCACUUUUCAAUUUAACAAGACCUAGAGCUAGCAUAGUCCAUGGUAUGAUAUAUACUGUGAAAAUAAUCUUAUUUUCUACAUUUUAGAAAACAGUAUAUUAUAAAUUAAACCUCUUCAAAUAUAUUUCUACAGAGUCAUUUUAGAGACCUGUCCUAUAAAUCUAUGUACUAAUACUCAAAGUCUGGAGAGUCACUUCAAAGAACUUUGAAGGCCAUUAGCAGGUUCAGCACCAUUUUCCUGAAGGACAUGGCCUGCCUGGUCUGACCGCACUUUUUUUUACA
Messenger RNA from Polypterus senegalus (gray bichir), 4241 nucleotides. RefSeq names its product GRB2-associated binding protein 2 (gene gab2). Bases 355 to 2394 code for a protein of 679 amino acids. The transcript is spliced from 10 exons. The record is from RefSeq and is a predicted model, not a curated record. NCBI's taxonomy places the organism in Eukaryota, Metazoa, Chordata, Cladistia, Polypteriformes, Polypteridae.